Caenorhabditis remanei is the source of this 948-nucleotide messenger RNA. RefSeq lists its product as uncharacterized. The transcript is spliced from 3 exons. Gene Ontology annotation, biological process: embryo development. Bases 1 to 948 code for a protein of 315 amino acids. NCBI's taxonomy places the organism in Eukaryota, Metazoa, Nematoda, Chromadorea, Rhabditida, Rhabditidae. The record is from RefSeq and is a predicted model, not a curated record.
AUGGAGUUUCUUAAUUUCGGAACUUUCCCCCUAUUUCGACUGCCAACUGUAGUGUUACGAGAAGUUUUGGGGAUAAUGACACCGAUUGAAAACACAAACUUAUCCUUGGCAUCUUCUGGAGCCAAAACUAAAGUUAAAUUAUAUUGGAACACUACAAAAUAUCUUACUGAAGUGCAAGUUCUGAAGCAACCAUUAUUUGUUUUUUAUGGAAAACCAACUGUAUGGGAAUACCAGAUUACAACAAAUCAGGAAGAAGCAGAUUAUGAAGAAGAGACGUUGAAUGAGUUCAAAAAAUGGUUCACAUAUCUCAAAGAGUUAAUGCGAUUCAAAAUCUGUCAUAUUUUGUUUGACACUGACGCGUUCAAGAAUGAAAACCAAUCGUUUAUUGAUUUAUUGAAGCCUGAGAUCCAAUCUCUUUGUAGUUUCACAAUUGUGGGAGACACUGAAUCAGAUGACGAUGUGGCGUAUAUUUUGAAAGAUUUACCAAAAUCGGGAAGCUUGAUCUUAAAUAGCUAUCUGAGUGCGGCUUUCCAAGGAGUGAUUCCUCCAAUAACGCCACAGUUGCAUAUUGCCAACGGAGAGUGGAUCACGUUCUCCCAAUUCAUUGAGUUCCGUGCUGCCGAAAUCAUCAUUCAUAGGUGUAAAUUGAAAGGAAUUCAAUUGAAUGAAUUCCUUAGAAAAUGGAUGAGAAUGGAGUCGCAUCGGUGCCUGCAGAAUUUAUCAAUCAAUAUCAGCAGUACGAAUGAUCUACAGGAAAUUUGCAAUCUUUCACACAAAGUUGUUCAGCAGGACACGCCUCAAUUCGUUGAGCUGACCUUUAGUAGAGAAGAACUCAAAGCAGGACUUGAAAUCCAACGACACGACGGAGUUACUGCUAGAUUGUUCUUAACGGAAGGUAACAGUGGAUCGAUACUCAGAAUGAUUGUUACUGGCAAUACACUCAUAUAG